This is a messenger RNA of Sciurus carolinensis (gray squirrel), 3935 nucleotides long. It is a transcript of the gene Mterf2, whose product is annotated as mitochondrial transcription termination factor 2. Gene Ontology annotation, biological process: regulation of DNA-templated transcription; termination of mitochondrial transcription. NCBI's taxonomy places the organism in Eukaryota, Metazoa, Chordata, Mammalia, Rodentia, Sciuridae. The record is from RefSeq and is a predicted model, not a curated record. Gene Ontology annotation, molecular function: double-stranded DNA binding. Gene Ontology annotation, cellular component: mitochondrial matrix. The transcript is spliced from 3 exons. The coding region runs from base 341 to 1492 and encodes 383 amino acids.
CUGGACCCACGCUGCUUGCCGGCUUGUGUGAAGCUGAUUGGGCCCCUGGACCAGGGCCCCUGGACCGAGGACCCUGGCCGCAGCCUCAGGAAGACAGCAGAUCUCGGCUGCCUGGGGAGGGAAGAAGGGCGGAGUCAGGGACCCGAGCGCUCCCUGUCCCUUGCUUGGAGCGGACGCCGGCAGUGCCACUGAAAAGUCUGUUGCACAGAGGUGACAAGAUCAGAUUUUGAGAAGCUGGAGAGAAGCCCUGAUAAUGAACUGAAGCCCUGGACAAAGACAGAACCUCUAGGGAGAGACUGAAAGGUUGUACUCCGUGGGAAGUACGCACUAGAUCACAGGCAUGUUGUGGAAGCUGCUGGUGAGAUCCCAGCCCUGCAGGCUGUAUUUUUUCAGAAAGAUGCAAUCAACUCCAAAUUGCAAAUCUUUUUUAGCAUACUUUACAACGGAUAGAAAGUCAAACAAAGAAAAUGAAAGAACAGUAGAAAAGCUCUGUAAAUUUUCAGUUGACGUUAGGAAAAUUCGUAAAUUAAAAGGAUGGGUACUUCUGGAGGAUGAAACCUAUGUUGAAGAAGUUGCAAAUAUUUUACAAGAACUAGGUGCAGAUGAGGCUGUAAUAGCCAGUAUUUUGGAACGCUGCCCAGAAGCAAUUGUCUGUAAUCCAGCUGCUGUUGACACCCAGAGAAAACUCUGGCAGUUGGUCUGCAAAAAUGAGGAAGAGUUAGUUAAGUUAAUAGAGCAGUUUCCAGAAUCUUUCUUUACUGUUAAGGACCAGGAGAACCUGAAACUGAAUGUUCAGUUCUUUCAAGAGCUGGGACUCAAGAAUGUAGUCAUUAGUAGAUUUCUGACAACUGCAUCCAGUAUUUUUCAUAAUCCUGUUGAGAAUAAUAAGGAAAUGAUAAGGCUCCUCCAAGAGAAUUACCUAAAUAUAGGUGGCUCUGAGGCCAACAUGAAAGUUUGGCUACUAAAAUUAUUAAGUCAAAAUCCAUUUAUUUUGCUAAAGUCUCCUACAACUAUAAAGGAAACACUAGAGUUUCUCCAGGAGCAAGGCUUUACAAAUUUUGAAAUACUUCAACUUCUGUCCAAACUCAAAGGAUUUAUUUUCCAACUAUGUCCAAGAGGUAUCCAAAACAGUAUUUCCUUCUCUAAAAAUGCUUUUGAAUGCACAGAGCAUGACCUGAAACAGUUAGUUCUGAAAUGUCCUGCUCUUCUCUAUUAUUCUGUUCCAGUUUUAGAGGAGAGAAUUCAGGGACUAUUGAAAGAAGGAAUUUCCAUAGCUCAGAUAAGAGAUACGCCAAUGGUUCUUGAAUUAACACCACAGAUAGUUCAGUACAGAAUAAGGAAACUAAAUUCCUUAGGCUACAAAAUAAAGGACGGACACCUAGCAAAUCUAAAUGGAACAAAAAAAGAGUUUGAAACUAACUUUGGAAAAAUUCAAGCCAAAAAAGAAAGGCCAUUAUUUAACCCUGUGGCACCAUUAAAUGUUGAAGAAUGACUUACCGACUGAUGUUACUUCUUCCUAACAAUAAAGAUGAAACAGACUCUCAUAACAAGACUUCAGCAAUUCAGGCAGUUUAUAGGCACCAGCAAUUUUAAGGACCUAGCUUCUGAGCUGUUUGUUACCUCUGAACAGAUGAUCUGUGACUCAUUUGCUGUAUUUUAAAAUACAACCUGGUUGUGGUGGCGCACGCCUGUUAUCCCAGUAACUCAGGAAGCUGAGGAAGGAGGACCCCAACUUCAAGGCCUACCACAGCAACUAAGGCCCUAAGCAACUUAGUGGGACCCUGUCUCAAAAAAUAAAAAUGGCUGGGGAUGUGGCUUAGUUGUAAAAGCCCUCUGGGUUCAAUCCCUAGUACCAAAAAGAAAACCCAAACAAAAAAUUCACUUUUUAAAAGUUGGUAAUUUGACAAACUAUUAUUCCAAAACCUCUUGUACUACUUACUAAAUGGCACAUCAGUGUGAAAUUUGUAAGUGAAUCAUGUCUAAAAAAUGAGACUCUCUUAAUUCAAAAUAUGGGAACAUUUAAUUGUAAGUAUGUUUUAUUAAAGAUGUAGAUCCAGUCUUCCUCACUACCAGCCCUGAAACCUUACUCUGCUCUGAACUGUAGCUUAGUGUUAGUGAAGCAUUAGCAAGCUUCUGACACAUUUUUUUGGAAAACAACUUGUGUUUGGGAUGAAUACUUUUGGGAAUCAAGUAUUACUAAUCCAAAAAUAGUACAGAGCCUACCUUUGUGGUCAUUUUGAAACAAAUCAACCAUUAUCUCUCUCAUGAAACACUUAAAUGCAUUACUUUCCUCAUUUACAGAUGAGGAAACUGAAGCUUAGAAAUGCUGUACUCAGCUGCCAAGUAACAGAACCCAGAUUUGUUCAGAUCUGGCUUCUGUCCAAACCUCAUGAAUAAAAAGGAUCUCAUUCUAAGUGUGACGGGGAACACGUGCAUAGUCUGUCCUGGCAUAAAUCAGUAACGCAGUCUCUUCCUUGCACACUGUCUGGUGCUCUCUUGAAAGUAUCUCAGUUUAGAAUGUUAUAGGAUGUACAUUUGCCUUGGUGAUUAGAUGUCCAUUUUGAGAUGCCUAUUAAACAUUCUAGCAGGGAUGUCAAAUGUGCAGAUGACUAAGUCUGGAGUUGUUGGAAGUCAGAACUGGAGGUACACAUUUGAGGACCAUCUGUAUACUAUGUAUUUAAAGCCAUGGGUCUAGAUGAGAUUGUCUGGAAUGUAGACUUGUAAUAGGACAGCUGGCUGAGCGUGGGAAAAGUUGAUCAGAGGAAGAAAAGAGGACACGGUCUGUAACACUCAGUGCCAAUGGGAGGUCAGCUAUGGUAGAGAUGACUAGCAGAUACACAAAGAGGAAAUUAUUGGUUAACCCUGUCAAGGGUUUUCGGCUGUAAUGAAGAAGGUGAGAAGUCCAACUGGAGUGAACUGAGAAGAGAAUGGGAGACCAGGAAAAGUCAAGAACUUAAGUUUUUCAAGAAAUUUUGCUGUGAAGGAAAAAUUUUAAAUGAAGUUUUAAGAUUAAUCUUUGUUUAAAGAACAUGUUUAUAUGCUGAAGAGUACAACCCAAGAGACACAAAAAAAGAGAAUAGAAAACUGCAAGGUUAAUAUCCCUGAGGAAGGGCAGGAGGAUCGACUGGUGGAGCAGGGACUCUAGUCCCAGUCCACAGAGCAUGGAAACAGAUGCAGGCAGACUGAUGGGAACAGGUGGAGUGCAAGGCAGGAGGGGCUGUCUGGUUGCCUCUUUACAAAGGACAGCAGAAUCAGGGAGGAAUCACGGGGACGGUUGGAAAUAAGAGAAAGACAUCUGAGGACAGUAAAGUGAACAUACAAUGAAAGGGGAGACAAAGAAUUGGGCAAAAUUUCAAUAGCCAUGUGUGCUUUAUGGCCAUUAAUUUAAAAAGAGAUUCAUCAAUAUGUAAGUUAAAAUCCUAAGUCCUCCAGUCCAGCCAGGCACAAGGAAUCAGAGACAGUUAGAAAAUACAACUAUAGCUUAUUCUAAUUUGAAGAUUACUGUUUUUAAAAAUUAGAUCCACACUCAUGGUCAGUCAAGCAAUUAUACUGAUUUUAUCUUCCCUUAGGCCAAAUUCCGUUCCAUUGUUCUUUGGCCUCUGAAAUAGUUUUGCUUUGUCUUUUUUUUUGCGGUGCUGGGGAUCGAACCCAGGGCCUUGUGCUUGCAAGGUUAGCACUCUACCGACUGAGCUAUCUCCCCAGCCCCUUUGCUUUGUCUUUUUUCCAUUCUUAACAUUCUCCUAUCUCCAUAUGAAAUAAAACUUUAAAAACUGAAAAUCUACAACAUAGUAGGGGGAACUAUUCUUACAUUGAACACUAGUCAUUUUCAUUUCUUCUUUGAGAAAAGGCUCUAAUAAUAAAAUUAAAUUGUCUUCAAUUUGUGUAUAAUUACAUUUAACUUAUUUCUACAGAAAAAAUAAAAUUUGUUGCCACAA